AUGCAGAUGAAGGGUUACCCUGACCGCAUUCAAGCGUGCACUACUACUCAUUUCGACGGUGUUGUCGCGAUCAUCGAACCCGAGACUAGCUGGGUCGCCCGCUGGCAGCGUGUUUCAAAAUAUGCGCGUGGUAUGUAUGCUGCCCGGGUGAAGGGUCGCAUUCCUGACGACGUCGAAGCGGAGCUCGAGAGCCGCGGUAUCAAGUAUCGACCUCGAGACCAGACGGACCUGGACUAG
Messenger RNA from Sparassis crispa, 237 nucleotides. Its product is annotated as Transcription elongation factor spt4. Gene Ontology annotation, molecular function: zinc ion binding; RNA polymerase II complex binding. Gene Ontology annotation, cellular component: DSIF complex; nucleus. Bases 1 to 237 code for a protein of 78 amino acids. Gene Ontology annotation, biological process: chromatin organization; mRNA processing; regulation of transcription elongation by RNA polymerase II. Lineage: Eukaryota; Fungi; Basidiomycota; Agaricomycetes; Polyporales; Sparassidaceae. The record is from RefSeq and is a predicted model, not a curated record. The transcript is spliced from 3 exons.